Molecule: messenger RNA, 6522 nt
Organism: Culex pipiens pallens (northern house mosquito)
Lineage: Eukaryota; Metazoa; Arthropoda; Insecta; Diptera; Culicidae
Exons: 3
Coding region: 3697-6522 (941 amino acids)
Source: RefSeq, a predicted model, not a curated record
AAGUGGGGAUGCGAAGUCGUGAUUAUGCAGGUUAAUUUUUUUGGUGUGCUGGUAAUCGAAUAAUAGCAUCAUUGGUGCGCUGGAAGUGGGGACGCGAAGUCGUGAUUAUGCAGGUUAAUUUUUUGGUGUGCUUUUGUGUCUUUAUUCGUUUGGGGUGAGUGAUUGUGGUAAUCGAAUAAUAGCAUCAUUGGUGCGCUGGAAGUGGGGACGCGAAGUCGUGAUAAUGCAGGUUAUUUUUUUUUGUGUGCUGGUAAUCGAAUAAUAGCAUCAUUGGUGCGCUGGAAGUGGGGACGCGAAGUCGUGAUUAUGCAGGUUAAUUUUUUUUGUGUGUGCUGGUAAUCGAAUAAUAGCAUCAUUGGUGCGCUGGAAGUGGGGACGCGAAGUCGUGAUUAUGCAGGUUAAUUUUUUUUGUGUGCUGGUAAUCGAAUAAUAGCAUCAUUGGUGCGCUGGAAGUGGGGACGCGAAGUCGUGAUUAUGCAGGUUAAUUUUUUUUUGUGUGCUGGUAAUCGAAUAAUAGCAUCAUUGGUGCGCUGGAAGUGGGGACGCGAAGUCGUGAUUAUGCAGGUUAAUUUUUUUGGUGUGCUUUUGUGUCUUUAUUCGUUUGGGGUGAGUGAUUGUGGUAAUCGAAUAAUAGCAUGCCUUACUGAAUUAUUUGUGUCUUGAGCGUAAUUUUCGUUGAGUGAUUGGUGUUUUUUGUGAUCUUAAUUAAUUGUUUUGUGAUUUUCAAAGCCCUUCCUAUAUCAUCGUUGAUCGGAAGGCACGGCGUCGGGUAAAUUGCGUAUAAUUUUUUUCGAUUAAGGUUUUAUUUUUUAUGGUGAAAAAGCCAUUUCUAUAUAAUGAUCGAAAGACGCACUGACAUUUUGGAAUAAUUAAUAGUGGAGUGAAAUAAUUGUGAGUGAGUGAUUUUGUGUGUUAAUCAGAAAGACCUUCCCAUAGCAUCGUUGCUCGGAAGGCUCGCCGACGGGUCUGUUAUGAAAGUCCUCCCCAUAGCAUCGUAGCUCGGGAGGCAUCGAAAAGCCAAUACCUUAUCCUACUAACCCAAAAAAAUAUUAAUCACGUGAUGCUUGAAGGAGAUGCUGUGGAUUCAACGGUCUCAAGCGGUAUCAACAAGUAUAUAGCGAAAAACUGUGUGCUUGAUGAGUCUGCAACUUCAACUAUCGGACUAACAUUCCUCCCUUUCGUUGAACUGCAGGCUUCUUGGGAGGGCGCCGGUAUUGACUAAUAAAGCAAGGAUCUUCAGAGGUUAAACAGUGAACGGAUGGUUGGCUCCCACUAAUCAUUUUUGAUUCAUUGUUCAACUUCAGCUGAUCUGUCAAUAACGGAGUAGCAGCUCAUUGGCAGUCAACCAUGCUCAUGCUCAUGAAUGGAACGGAAUUGUUUUACGUAUUUCGCCGGUUUUGUUCGGUUCGCGGUCAAGUUCACGGGAUUUUCGUCGCGUAGUGGCCAUAUCACGAUGGCGGAAUUGAACUACUGGACACAAUGGAGUUUCGUCGGUCAGGAAUGGCGGAACUCCUGACGGGAUUCCAAGCGGUUAAACUUGGGAAGUUUUCACUUUUGCAAACUACGGUUUUGCUUCAGCCAAUGUUUAUGCUUUCAGCUCACAAGAAUUUGGACGAUACAAACAGGUUUGGACGGAAAUUCGCUGAUCAACUUGACGGUGCAGCGACCUCAAAUUUAAAUCAUUAAAUUUGUCCAUUUUCGAACCUCACCACAGUUCUGACCAUGCGCGCUUACGCAAGCAUAAAUAAUUUUACCCGUCGACUCGCGUUGCGCGACAAAUAAUUAAGCUUAUGUACAGGUGUGGAUCAUGAGUCAUCCUCACCUGAAAAGCCCUUUAUUAAAUUUCGCCAAUUGUUAGGCAAUCAAAAAAAUGGUUAAGCUUUCAAUUAUGAAUGUGCGAUGUUAUUUCACAGGGGAAAUUGAGGGUGUGGCUUAACCAAAUUCAUUGGCAUGUUUGUUCAAUGGAGAAUUCGACCUUCUCAUUAUUGACCAACAUUUUGGAGAAUGUUUUAGAAACAUAAUUUUAAUAUUCCAAUAACAUAAUUUAAAGUUUCACGACAAUGGUUCGAACCCAUGACUUCCGAUUUUGAGGUGUACUCACUACACCAUACGGAAAGUCAUGAAGAAUUGCAGAGGUCUGCAUAAUUUAAUUCAUGAGGUUCAUCGAUGCUUCUCAUCGAAACGGACCACUUUUAGUAGAACAAAAUUUAGUAGAGUUUUCGGGGACUGACUAUAAAAACCCCAAAAUUCUUGAGGAGGGCAGUUAGUUCCAGUUAGUUCCAGUUCGUGUUCCAGUCCUGUUCCAGAAGACGCCCCAGACCAGCCAGACCCGCCAGCAGCCACCAGUAGCAGAGGCCCCAGUCCAGCCGGACUUAGCGGUGGAGGCCGCAGUCCACCGGGACUUAGCCGCUGUGAAGAGUCCGCCGGGACUUAGCCGCCGUGAAGCGUCCGUCGGGACUUAGCCGCAGUGAAGAGUCCACCCGGGACUUAGGAGUUCGGGGUCUGGCAUGGCUCGGCGAAGAGGUCUGGAGGACAAGUCUGGCUUCAACGUAGAUAAUUGGCUCGACGAAAGUCUUAAUGAAAUUAGCAACAAAAAGUUGAGUGAUGUGAUCGUGCGCGUAAAAGUUGAGAGUGUUACCGCAAAAAUGUAAUCUUUAAAAAAUUGUAAUACACAAAUAAGUGAAGUUUACUGAUCUGUUUUGACUCUACAAGUAAAUAUCACAAAAAUCCUGAAAGCCUAAACCGCUCGGGCCGUUCAGGUGGUGACUAGCGGAAAGCAACGCUGUGUGUGUUUGGACACGCCAUUAUGAUUGGACAGAACCGAGAGUUGAAAAUGUGACUAUGUGUGAAAGUUAAUGAACAAAAUGAUUUCGCGAAGUAACAAACAGUUAAAAUAGUGUAAAAAAAAAACGUUAAAUUGAAAAAAAUGUUAUGUGAGGAGUUCUAAGAUGGAAGCAAAUGUGCAGCAGUACGAGAUGGAACCAAAACGGGCUCAACCAAUGGCAGAAGCAUCGAAAAUUUCAAAACCGGCCAACGAUGGACAACACUAGGGAUUCAACAAUGACGAGAUCAUCUGGAUCAACUGGAGACGAAAUUCAGCCGCAUCGAACACCCAAGAAGACGACCAUGGAAAUCUGGCAGUUUAGGGUGGGAUUAAAUCGGGUUUUUUAUGCUGUUCUGCGCGUGGUGCUGACUGGAAGAAGCAGCUGGAGCGAUCGUGGUCUGCUGGGAGCUGUACAUCGGCGGCUGGCGGACGGAAGCUGCGCUGCUGUGGAAGCUGUUGAACGAGAGUGAUCGUGUGUGUGCUGGACGUUGCCCAUUGAGCGGAGGUUCUUCGAGGGCCUGCAUCGUUCCAGAAGAAGUAUUGGGUUGCAUGUGCAUGAGGUGUGUGUGUGCGUUUGUGAGGUGUGUGCCAUUUUGAGUUGAGUGAGUACGGAUGUUUCGAGUGAAUUUUAAUAAAGUUGGAUUUAUUUUACGCAAGAGCGUUUCUUUCCGGGGUUGUGGUCUGGGUUUUAAUUGCGCAAGCCUUGAUUUUUGUUCUGGUCUCUGUCAGUCGGUCCACUGCUGGUUCUCCACCUUGGCUGUCUCUCCCCACUGUCAAUCGGGUCGCGUAGAACGUUGAGUUGAUCGUUUCGGUGUUCGCGGUUGCAGUGUUCUGGAUUUUUGGCGGUCAACGGUGAGUGAAGGCGGUGAAGAAUGGACGAGUUGAAGGAUUUGCUGAAGCAGGAGCGGCAGCUGAUUCUGACCAUCAAUGGUGUUGGUGAUUUCGUGGAGGCGUACAAGAAGGCGGAGCAUGAGAACCAGAUCUCGAUUCGGCUGGACACCCUGGAGGAGGCAAUGAGGAAGUUCUUCAAGGUGCGCCGCAAGAUCGAAGCCAUGAUCGACGACGAAGAUGAGGAUCAAGUUGUUGGAGAGUCGAAGGAGGCUCGGAAGAAGCGGUUGGCUGAUCUGGUGGUUCAGCGUGAGAUGGAGUACAACAAGGCUCUUCGUGACGUCGAGGAGAGGUACUUCGUGGUGAAGGCAAAGCUGGUCGCGCUGCGUCCGGUCAAGGUUGAGCCCACUCCUGGUGCUGACCUGAACGAAACCUGCUUCGAUCGGUCGAUUUCGCGCAUUAAGUUGCCAGACAUCAAGCUGCCCAACUUCAGCGGCGAACUGAAGGACUGGAUCCCGUUUCGCGACACCUACAGGAGCCUCAUCCACUCCAACGUGCAGCUGCCGGACAUCGACAAGUUCACAUACUUGAGGUCCGCUCUGCAAGGUGAGGCACAGCUGGAGAUUCUGUCGGUUGAUUUCUCCGCAGAAGGCUACGACGUUGCUUGGAAGGCGCUGGAGAAGAAGUACGACAACCACAAGCUCAUCGUGAAGGCGUACUUGGACGCGCUCUUCGACAUCGAGCCGCUGCGGAAGGAGAGCUGUGACGGUCUGUCUCACUUGAUCAGCGAGUUCGAGACGAACCUACAGAUGCUGAAGAAGCUCGGUGAAGGAACGGAAGCCUGGUCAACGAUCCUGGUCCACAUGCUCUGUGCGCGUUUGGACCAUACCACGCUGCGACUGUGGGAGUCGCACCACAACUCGAAAGCUGUGCCGAAGUACGACGUUCUGAUUGAGUUUCUGCGUGGCCAGUGUACGGUGCUGCAAUCGAUCAAGGCCAACCGGCCCAGCGAAGGAGACGGUCGGCAGAACCGAUCAAGAGUCUCGACCGCUCACACGUCAUCACAGUCACAACGACGCUGCCUGUUCUGUGAAGAGACGUUCCACAUGCCGUUCAAUUGCAGCAAGCUGAGGAACAUGUCUGUGUCCCAACGAGUGGAGGAAGUGAAUCGACGGCGACUGUGCCGAAAUUGUUUACAUGCUGGUCAUUACGCUGACGGAUGUUCUCGUGGUUCCUGUUCCCGCUGCGGCGGAAGACAUCACACGUUGCUGCAUUAUGACACGCCGGCCCCUGCUGACGCUCGACAAGAAAGAUCCUCCGUUCCUAAUACGCAAAGCCAAUCCCACGAAGCUGGACAACUACAACCCACGAGACAGCAAGACCAGACACAGAACAUUUCCACCCAACCAACCACAAGUUUCUACUCCGUGAUCCAAUCCACUUCUCGAAACACUCACCCACCACCACCCACAGACUUUCGAAAUACCACCACCCUCAAAGCGGCAUUCCUCCCCGCACAAAAUGCACCCACACUUUCCCGCCGAGUCCUCAUGGCCACGGCUGUUGUUCGCGUGGAAGACCAGUUCGGGAACUUCUCGUUCGCUCGGACCCUGUUGGAUUCGUGUUCCGAGUUCUGCUACAUUUCUCACACGUUUUCGAAAAAGCUGAAGUUCCGGACAACACCAGAUGUACUGAGGGUACAGGGCAUCGGAAACGGCUCAGCGUUGUCGCUCGAGGCCGUACGCGCAAAGAUCCAGCCACGGCUGGCUACGAUCUCGAGGUUUUCGAAGGAAAUGCAGAUCCACGUGCUGGAAAAGAUCGCCAACGAUCUGCCCGUCACACCUGUUGACGUCAACCAGAUGAUGUUCCCCUGUGAUGUCAUUCUCGCUGAUCCGCACUUUGGGAAACCUGGUCCCAUUGACAUGAUCAUCGGCGCUGAGUUCUUCUUUGAGUUGCUGGCGGCUGGUCGUCGUAAGAUCGUCGAGGACGGUCCGACGCUGCAGGAGACUGUGUUUGGAUGGAUAGUCUCGGGGAAAGUUCCAGUGUCGUCAACCAGCGUCCCAUGCACGGCAACCUACUUCAGCUCAGCAGUUGACCAACUGGAGUCGAGUCACGUCGACAACACCCACUCUCUGGAGGAGUCCACCCGCGAAGAGCUGUUCAAGAAGACGACGAAACAAGAUGCGAAGGGAAGAUCAGACGGCGUCGAAGAAGCCAGCACGCCGAUGAAGAAAGUCCGGCAGGUCACCGAUUCAGCUGAUGUCACGGUGAAGAAGUGGAUCUCCCACUGCCCAGAGCUGCUCAAGCAGCUCCCGAAGCACCUGAAGGACGAGCGCAGCACGCUCAACAAGCUGCACAGUGUCGUGCACGCUUGUGUCUUUUAUCAACAGCUGUGGAGAGUCAAGAGCGAUCGGGAUCAACCGUCGGACGAAUCGUUGCAGCAGCUGUGGAGAGUUAGGAUGAUUUUGAAGGCGGUCGCGACGAGAAAGGUGCCGCGCUGGAUUGGGUUCAGCAACGAUUGCGUCGAGAACAAGAUCUACGGGUCAGAGCGAGCGUACGGUGCGAGUCUCUACCUCCGCUGCACUGCGCUUGACGGUUCCGUCACGUUUCGACAGCUCAUGGUCGAGGCCAAGGUGGCUCCGCUCGAGAACCCAAAGCGCAAGAAGAAGAAGGUCAACAUUCCACAGUUGGAGAUGUCACCUGGCAGAUGGUCAAGGCGUCGGAGAAGGUUACGCGCCCCAACACACAACUGGUGGACGGCGUCAUGCGAGUCUGUUUUCGUCUGUCGAACAUCUCGCACGGCAAACGGACGCUUCAAUCGAGCAAUCUCGAUCGUCUGUUCGCUGCUCAUUCGAAACAAUCAAGAUUAA